AUCGUAGCGUAACCGCUGUUCCGUCUUCUCUGGGACCUAAUAAUAAUACUGCUAUGUACAACGACAACCGACUAUCUAUUUCAUCGAACUCUGGUUCUGGUCAUACAUCCGUUGAUCCAUUCAUGGUGCUACGCCAAUCAAAUCUCGUCGCCUUUUUGCCGGACAGUAACCAACCAUCUGCGUCAUCACUCCCGUAUAUCAACCCAUUGGAAACUUUACUUAACAGUAAAGUGGAGCAAGAUGAGACCGUUAUUGUCGAAGAAAUACAAGAUUGCGAUUCGGCGGUUGUAAUGAAGCAAGGAUCAAUAAUGGAAGAAUUGAUUGAAGGCAUUUCCGAUGAAGAGAACAUAUCACCAAACACAUCAGUGAAAAGAUCGGUAGCAGAGGAAGAUGUAAAACUCACCAAAAGCGAAAAACGUCACGCAUCGACAGAGAUGAAAUUUCGUACUUUCAGUGUGAAUUGGACGAAAAUCGGUGACAAUAUUAUUGGGCAGUUGAAUCGUUUGCAAGAGUUUCGAGACCAAAAUCCCGACAAAAGUAUUCCUCGCGGUGUUCAGUUCCCCAAAUCUGAUAUGACCACUUUGACGAAUAAUAUCGUCGAUCAAAUGCGUUGCAUUGAUACCGAAAUAUCAGCGUGUACGAUGGAAUCAGUUGCACGGCAAGUUCACUCGAAAUACUCGGGUCUAAAUUUCAUAGACGAUGAUGGAUGCAUUAAUCAUAAUAGUCAUGUUGCAUUGAAGCAUAAACUUAUCAACCGAAAUUCUUACUUGAACCGUUUCAAGGAUCCGGAUGCGAAGCUUUCAGUCGCCGAGGUUCGUAGGAAAAAUGUGAAAGCCGGCACACUCAAAGAGUAUUGGACGGCGGUUUCUAAAGACUGUUCCAAGGACAUCGUAGGGAAACUUGUCAGAAACGAUCCGAAAGUAUUGAACGAUGAGUUUCUCUCAGUCUCUCAGUCAUACGUGCGAUUUCGGUUGGAUGAACCAAAGAACCUUAAGGAUAUUGUUACUGGUCUUCCCAUUCUUCGCCGACGACAACUUAUAAGCUACCAUUUCGAGAAAGCAACAGGCGUGCCUAUGGACACAUUCGAGAAGCUAUUUGUGGGUAAACGAACGAAAAUUGUUGACUUUUUGAAAAGUCGACCAAAAAUCGGACUGGAUCAUACACCUUCGGACUACGACAUCAUUGCGUCAUUGUGCUCUUUGCUCGGGGAAAAUGUCAACGAACUCAUCAUUCAGAAAGAAAUCUUGGCAAUAAUGGCCACGUAUUCUACGUAUUUGCGGAACAAGUUCGCCUCACCGGGGUCGAACGACGUCAUCACCGCGGUUGGUGAGUUGUUGGCGGUGCAUUACAUUUAUAAUUUGAUGUAUAUGAAAUGCACCUCCAAGUUUUUGGAGUUGGUGCAAUCCUACUUCUUCAAAAUUAUUCCGAUAACAGGAUCUAAGUCCAAGGCAACUAGAAAAAGCAAACAACAGCGUCUGGUUCAGAGCGUCAUUGAAGCGAUUUCGAACCAUGUGCCGGCCGCAUCAUAG
Messenger RNA from Armigeres subalbatus, 1529 nucleotides. RefSeq lists its product as uncharacterized. Lineage: Eukaryota; Metazoa; Arthropoda; Insecta; Diptera; Culicidae. The record is from RefSeq and is a predicted model, not a curated record.